Molecule: messenger RNA, 841 nt
Organism: Juglans microcarpa x Juglans regia
Lineage: Eukaryota; Viridiplantae; Streptophyta; Magnoliopsida; Fagales; Juglandaceae
Product: 18.1 kDa class I heat shock protein
Exons: 2
Coding region: 134-613 (159 amino acids)
Biological process (GO): response to salt stress; response to hydrogen peroxide; protein folding
Source: RefSeq, a predicted model, not a curated record
AUAAAUCCGAGCGCCCAUUUUCUUGCUUCUCAAACUUGUGUCAGAAUUCCCGAGUGAUUUAAUAAUCUUGCCCAAUUCGAUCUUGGUCGAUAGCUCUGCUUCGAUACGUAAUUGUCAAAGAAAACAGGUGAAGAUGUCGUUGAUUCCAAGUUUAUUUUGUGGCAGACAAAGCAAUGCCUUCGCUCCAUUCUCGCUCGAAAUAUGGGAUCCCUUUAAGGAUUUUCCACUCUCAUCUUCAUCUCUUUCAGGAUCUCAGUUUGCGAGAGAGAAUUCUGCUUUCGUCAAUUCUCGUGUGGAUUGGAAGGAGACCCCAGAAGCCCACGUGUUCAAGGCGGAUCUCCCUGGGCUCAAGAAGGAGGAAGUGAAGGUUGAAGUUGAAGACGACAGAGUGCUUCGGAUAAGCGGGGAGAGGAAUGUGGAGAAGGAAGACAAGAACGACACCUGGCAUAGGGUGGAGCGCAGCAGUGGCAAGUUCUUGAGGAGGUUCAGGCUGCCAGAGAACGCAAAGAUGGAUGAGAUUAAGGCUGCCAUGGAAAAUGGGGUUCUCACUGUUACUGUUCCCAAAGCGGAGUUGAAGAAACCAGACGUCAAGGCCAUUGAAAUUUCCAGUUGAAGUUUUCAAGGGUCAUCUCCCGUAUUUUGUCACUGACCUUUUUUCGUUUGUUUUUCUUCCCUAAUAAUUAUGGCUUGUAAAAUAAAAUAUAGAGGUGGGAAGUGAUUGUACGAAGCGUUGGUAACCCUGUUUAAUCAUUCUAAGCUGCUAAUAUUUUGUGUACGAAGCGUUCGUGCAAAUGUCUGUGUAAAUGUUGCUCUUAAUAAUUUUUAAUGUUCAAGUUUUUUA